This is a messenger RNA of Lagenorhynchus albirostris (white-beaked dolphin), 1715 nucleotides long. RefSeq names its product chondroitin sulfate proteoglycan 5 (gene CSPG5). Bases 54 to 1697 code for a protein of 547 amino acids. Lineage: Eukaryota; Metazoa; Chordata; Mammalia; Artiodactyla; Delphinidae. Gene Ontology annotation, biological process: nervous system development. The record is from RefSeq and is a predicted model, not a curated record. The transcript has 5 exons.
CCGAGGGCGCAGCCAGCCGGGCAGACCGCGGACAGCGGUCGGGACGCCGCGCCAUGGGUCGAGCCGAGGGCGGGGUCCCGGGUCGGGGGCCGCCGCCGCUGCUGCUGCUUCUGGGGGCCACGCUGGUCCUCGCCACUGGGGCCGCACCGGUGCGUGAGGCGGGCAGAGCCGUCGAGGCAGACAGGCAGGUGAAGAGAGUCCUGGCAUGGGAGCCGCGUGCUAACGACACGCGGGAGAAGGCCGGCCCACCAGCAGCUGGGGAAGAUGAGACCUCUCGGACUGCGCCCGGCGGCGAGCAUGCGGUGGUGGGCCCUGGGGUCGGGCCAGAGGAGGCUCUGGAGGCAUCGGCGGCGGUGACAGACACAACCUGGCUGGAGGCGGACAACCCAGGCCUGGGCGGAGUGACGGCAGAGGCGGGCAGCGGCGACACCCAGGCCCUUCCAGCCACGCUCCCGGCUCCCGACGAGGCCCUCGGGCAGUCAUCGACGCCCCCCGCCACCCCCGAGGCUACAGAGGCCAACGGGCCACUCUCCCCCACUCCUGGCGACAAGCUGAGCCCAGACCCUGAACUCCCCAAGGAGAGCCCCUUGGAGGUUUGGCUGAACCUGGGAGGCAGCACACCUGACCCUCAUGGGCCAGAGCCCACGUACCCCUUUCAGGGCACACUAGAGCCCCACACGGCGUCAGAUAUAAUUGACAUCGACUACUUCGAAGGAUUGGAUGGUGAGGGCCGUGGCGCCGACCUGGGGAGCUUCCCUGGGUCUCCAGGUACCUCAGAGCACCACCCUGAUCCUGGGGAAGAGACCCCUUCCUGGAGCCUGCUUGACUUAUACGAUGACUUCACCCCCUUUGAUGAAUCUGAUUUCUACCCUACCACAUCCUUCUAUGAUGACUUGGAUGAAGAAGAGGAGGAAGAGGAGGAUGACAAGGACGCAGCAGGAGGCAGAGACCUGGAAGAUGAAAAUGAAAAUGACCUUCUAGUGCCCACUGAAAAACCUGGUCUGGGGCCCGGGACAGGCCAGCCCACCGGUCGGUGGCAUGCUGUCCCUCCACAGCAUACUCUGGGGAUGGUCCCCGGCAGCAGCAUCGCCCUCAGGCCCCGCCCAAGAGAGCCAGGCAGGGACCUGGCCCCAAGCGAGAAUGUCACUGAGUGCCGCAGUGGCUUUGUGCGACAUAACGGCUCCUGCCGGUCAGUGUGCGACCUCUUCCCAAGUUACUGUCACAAUGGCGGCCAGUGCUACCUGGUGGAGAACAUAGGGGCCUUCUGCAGGUGCAACACACAGGACUACAUCUGGCACAAGGGGAUGCGCUGCGAGUCCAUCAUCACUGACUUCCAGGUGAUGUGUGUGGCCGUAGGCUCGGCCGCCCUUGUGCUGCUCCUGCUCUUCAUGAUGACGGUGUUCUUCGCCAAGAAGCUCUAUCUGCUCAAGACAGAGAACACCAAGCUGCGCAGGACCAACAAAUUCCGGACCCCAUCUGAGCUCCACAAUGAUAACUUCUCCCUCUCCACCAUUGCUGAGGGCUCUCACCCAAACGAUGAUUCUAGUGCUCCCCAUAAAAUCCAGGAAGCUCUCAAGUCCUGCCUGAAAGAGGAGGAGCCAUUUAACAUUCAGAACUCCAUGUCGCCCAAACUCGAGGGUGGCAAAGGUGACCAGGCCGACUUGGAGGUGAAUUGUCUUCAGAACAACUUAACCUAAAGCAGAGCAAAAAGAGAG